AUGAAAUGGAUCACAGAUGAGUUCUUGAAUGACAUUGAUGAAUUUGUGCAGAUGGCAUCAAAGUUGCCCAUCUAUCAUUCUGAGGCUUAUGAUUAUUUUUUCUGCAAGACGAGGAGGUCGUCUACUCCUGCCAAUGCUUCCAAUAAUGUUGCACCUCCUCUGGCACCACCUCCCCCACUUGCCAUUGCUACACCUUUUGUAGCACCUCCUCCACCAUCGGCUGUUGCUACACCUUUUGCGGCACCUCCUCUUGCACCUAUUGUUAUCAUCCCGCUUGCGGUAACUGCUCUCACACCCGAUGUUGCCCCGUCUCCUGUGAUGCAUGCUACUUCCACACAUACACCCCCACCUGUUGCUGGCACAACUCUUGAGCUUAGCCCGUCAAAUCCUGCACCACCGU
Phalaenopsis equestris is the source of this 400-nucleotide messenger RNA. RefSeq names its product proline-rich receptor-like protein kinase PERK2. The transcript has 3 exons. The record is from RefSeq and is a predicted model, not a curated record. Lineage: Eukaryota; Viridiplantae; Streptophyta; Magnoliopsida; Asparagales; Orchidaceae. The annotation marks the transcript as partial.